AAGCAAGAAAAAGUACAAAUAAAUUGAAUUUCGCGGUUACCAUCACCAAUUCAUCUUCUCCGCUUCCCCCUCACACACAAUUUGCAGCCAUCGCAGUUUGGUUGUCUCCAAUCACCUCUGAAACUCUGAUUCCCUGCUCUGAAUCCGAUUGAGAAGAAAUUCACACCUGGUGGAUUUUCGAUUCGGUUAAAAAACAAUAGCUCACUCUCUCUUUUUGAUACUUUUAAUUGAUUGCAAAAUAACGUAUACAGAAGGUUAUCCUCGGCACAUACAGCCGAAGGUAAUCCUCUGCACACUAAUACGAAGGUAGUCCUAGGCACAUACAGCCGAAGGUAGUCCUCGCCUCCUCGGCACAUACAGCCGAAGGUAAUCCUCGGCACACACAGGCAGUCCUCGGCACCCAAGACUCCCCAGCGAAGUAAAGUUUCUGAGUCACGUAUUAUCUCUGCCCAAUCUAAUUUUCUAACGGAGGAACUUUUUUCCCAUCGUUUCUUAUUGCAGGAACUUUUUUCCCAUCGUUUCUUAUUGCAGGAACUUUGUUAUAUCAAAGUAUCGCAGAAACUACUUAAUAAUAGCAAGAUUUUGAUUAUGUCUCCUGCAAAAAAGUCUAGGAGUGUAAAUAAGCGAUAUUCUUAUGUAACUGAAGUCUCCCCUAGCAAAGGAGGAGAUGGCUCUAAAAGAAGCAAUCCACAGAAAAGGAAGUUGUCCAUGCUAGGCCCCCAGUGGAGUAAGGAGGAGCUUAGUCGUUUUUAUGAUGCGUACAGGAAACAUGGUAAAGAUUGGAAAAAGGUGGCUGCUGUUGUGAGAAAUCGGUCAGUUGAUAUGGUGGAGGCACUUUACUCUAUGAAUAUGGCUUACUUAUCUCUUCCAGAGGGGACUGCUUCUGUUAUUGGAUUGAUUGCAAUGAUGACUGAUCACUACUGUAACAUGGUGGAGAGUGAUAGUGAACAAGAAAGCAAUGAGGGUGCAGGAACAUCUCAUAAGACUCAAAAGCGUGCUCGAGGUAAAGUUCAGGCUGGCACAUUUAAAGGACCCGAUUUGCAAUCCCCUACUCUAGCAUCAAAUAAUGGUUGUUUGUCAUUAUUGAAGAAGAAACGCUCUGGAGGGACACGGCCUCGUGUUGUUGGGAAAAGGACACCACGGUUUCCUGUACCAUAUUCUUAUGAAAAUGCUAAAGGCCUGAACAGAUCGUUAGAUGCCAAUGAUGAUGAAGUUGCUCAUGAAAUUGCUAUAGCUUUAGCUGAAGCUUCAAAACGAGGCAGUUCUCCCCAGAUUUUACAUACACCUAGCCAUCAAACUGACAGUGCGUUAUCCACUCCCACCCAAAAAGCUGAAAAGAAGAAGAGUAGCCUGAAAAUGGGCAAUCUCAAGUUUCCUAGCAGUGAAAUGGAUGAGAAUGAAGGAAGCAUGGAAGCCGACACCGGAGAACUACACAGGUUGAGGGAAACUGGCCGAACAAUCCAGAAGGGGAGCAGGGUCUCUGGGAAAAAGUCAGAAACUGACGUCACUAGUGAUGCUAAAUUUGUUGACAACAAGGAAGCAUGUAGUGGUACAGAAGAAGGUUAUAGGUUAGAUGUAGUAAGUACAGAGCAUGACAUGGAGGUUGCUGAUGAAAAAGUUUUAAACGCUUCAUCCCUCGGUCUCAGAAAGAGGAGCAAAAAGGUUCUUUUUCAGAGAGAUGACAGUGCUACCUUUGAGGCUCUUCAAACUUUGGCUGAUCUAUCAUUAAUGAUGCCAACAAUAGAAAAUGAAAAUGAGCUAAUGAUGCACAUCAAAGAUGAAAGUGGCCACAUUGAAGAAUCUGAAACCAUGGAAGCUCUGCCUACGAACCGGCAAAAGAAGAAAUACAGAACAUCUGGAGUUAAAACUAAAUGGACUCAGCCUACUUCAGAACUUGAGGUUGCAUCUAGUGCAAUGUCAAAGCAUGUAAAAGGUUCAGUUGAUGAUAGCACUUUUUCUGAAAAAAAGCAGAUGAGAAAAAAUAAAAAAAUAUCAACAUCUAAGGCACAGAAAGGUGAAGUUCAUCCCAGUAAUGAUCUCUCUGAUCCUCCAGUGUCUGAUAAAAAGGAUGCACUGAAGAAGCCAAUCAGCAAGGGUAAAAGAUCUUUGCAGCAGAGCUCUUCACCUAAAGUAAUGAAGAAUCAAGAUCAUCCCUCAAGUGCAGAUCUAAGAAUAGAGAGAAGCGAUCCAGCUCAAAUGGCUUCAGAAGUCCUUGUAGCAAACCAAGCCACAUUGCCUGAUAAAGUUACGAGUAGGCGUAAGAUGGUGAUUGAGAAACCACAAAAAGUAAGCGAUUCGACUUUUCCUGAUAGCAUGUUGGAUAAUAACUGCGGCCCGCCCUUUGUUUCAGUCAAUGCCAAAGUGGACAAUGUUCAGAAAAAACUUUCUAAUUGCCUAAGCAACCCACUUUUAAUGCGAUGGUGUACAUGUGAGUGGUUCUACAGCCCAAUUGAUAAUCCCUGGUUUGCUAAAAGGGAGUUUGUUGAAUACUUGGACCAUGUUGGGUUGGGACAUGUUCCCAGGCUAACUCGUGUUGAGUGGGAUGUGAUAAGAAGUUCUCUCGGUAAACCGCGUCGAUUUUCUAAACAAUUUUUGAAGGAGGAAAAGGAGAAGCUCUAUGAUUACCGUGAGUUUGUUAGAACACAUUACACUGAUCUACGUGAGGGUACUAGGGAAGGAUUACCUACUGAUCUUGCAAGGCCAUUAUCUGUUGGACAACGUGUCAUUGCCAUCCACCCUAAAACAAGAGAAAUUCAUGAUGGAAGUGUUCUUACAGUUGACCAUUCUAGGUGUCGGGUUCAAUUUGACCGUCCUGACCUUGGAGUUGAAAUUGUCAAGGAUAUUGAAAGCAUGCCUUUAAAUCCCUAUGACAACAUGCCUACACAGCUCAGCAGGGACAAGCAUGCUGCUGUGCAUAAGUUAUUUGAGAACUUCAAUGAGAACAUUCUUAAUGAGCGAGCAAAUGACAAUAUGAAAUUAGUGUCAGGUGACAAUCUAGAGAACGGCGAUGUUUUCCAUUGUUUGCCUUCAUCAACCUGUGUGCAAAAUAACUUAUUAUUGAAAUCAGAGGCAGAUACAGCAGAUGACGAUGGGAAUGCUAAAAUUAGGCCAAGUGACGCUGUUCUGCAAACCGCAAUUUCUCAACCCGGUACAGUGGGGCAGAACCAAGCUAAAGAAGCCGAUGUUCAAGCUCUUGCCAAGCUGACUCGUGCUCUCGACAAAAAGGAUGCUGUAGUUUCUGAGCUGAGGCGCAUGAAUGACGACAUUUUGGAAAACCAAAGGAGUGGUGACUGCACACUCAAUGACUCUGACCCUUUCCGAAAGCAAUAUGCUUCUAUAAUAGUUCAGUUAAAUGAAGUAAAUGACCAGGUUUCAUCUGCUUUGGGUUGCUUGAGACAGAGGAACACGUACCAAGGGAAUGCAUCUCUUAGUUGCCAAGGGCAGUUGCUAAUUCCGGUGAUGCUGGUGCUGAUACAUUGAGCACGUUUGGUUAUUGUACAAAUAAUCAAAUCCACGAAUCACGGUUUCAUAUCGAUGAGAUCAUUGAGAGUUCAAGAGUAAAAGCCAGAACUAUGGUCGAUGCUGCUGUCCAGAACUCUAAAUCCACGAAAGCACUAGACGGUUUACAAAUAUUGGAGUCCACUUAGGGUUCUGAGGAAUCUGAGCCUCGCUGAACAAAACCAUGGCUGCAAAAAACCUCUUCACUAAACAUCCCCAAUUAAGUUGGAUCGGAAGACUAAAUGGAGGAAGGAUACUUUUUCAUUGACAUCCCUCCAUUUUGAUAGAAGAAUAAGGGGCACGUUACAGUCGGGGAAGGAGAAGCUCGAAUUUGAACAAGUGGACGAACCAGAGAAGCAUCUUGGCGACGACAUCCAUGCGUUGAAGCGGUGAAGCAGAAGAGCAGCGGCGGGUAGGCAUGGAACAACGACGACGAAGUGCAGCUGAGAGCGAAAGAGGGAUAGAGUCAGCCGGUGAAGAAGAAAGUGAAAGGAGGAAGUGAACGGCGGGAGAGGAAGGGGAGGAAGGUGGGUACAGCCGUACAGAGCGGACCGCCGGUGAACUAGCUGGCCUAGACAUGUACGGAAAUGUUGGUGAAGUUGCUAAGGAGGCGGCACGAAGCGUAUAGGAAAGAAAGAAAAAGAAAUAAAGAAAAGAACUGAUCACUGAUUCUAAUAAAUUGAAGAACAAUGUGAAGCAUGGAAAUGAGGCAGACAUCCCCGCAGAACUUAUUACCAAAUGUGUUGCUACACUCCUUAUGAUUCAGAAGUGUAUAGAACGACAGUUUCCCCCGGCUGAUGUGGCAAAAAUACUGGAUUCGGCUGUUUCAAGCUUGCAGCCUACCUCUUCUCACAAUCUUCCACUCUUUGCUGAAAUAGAGAACCGCAUGGGGAUAGUAAGGAACCAAAUACUGGCCCGAAUACCAACCUAGUCAUAUGCAUGUGCUUCGUGCCCGUUUCAUGAGAGCAAAUGGGAGUUAACUGGUAGUGAGGGAGUGCCACAAGGGUUAGGUCUCGGGUUCGAAUCCCGGCAACUGCGAUGAGGGGUUACUAUGCUAAAAAAUGCAUAGGGUUCCUGCAAGUACCGGGGACAGAGCCCCACUCUCUAUCUGUCAGAUUGUGAUUAUAGUCCAAUUUACAUCCUCCCAUCGUGCCGUCCAGUCGGUGUUGGGGGGCCCUCAGGGAUGGGGUGUCAUCCUUUUUUUUUUAUGAGAGCAAAUGGGAGUUAACUGGUUCAAUGAGUUGAUUAUAGAAUGACUAAUAUUUAAAAGAUGUGGAAAGAAAUGUCAUUUAUCUUAGCUACGUUUAUCUUAGUUUUAGCCUAUUUAUCCUAUGCAAGUCAAAUGAUUUGGUAUUUGGUUGAAGGGCGAGCUGAUGAGCCAAAAUCACGGGUCACCAAAAGCCGUUCUUUUCUUCUUAUUGUAUUCUGGUUUUAUAUACAUGGUAAUCUUGUAAAUUUGCAAUGGGUAGAUAUUACUGUAAAUGAAUUAAUGAAAUAGCCAAGUCAUUUUGGUCUUCGUGUUCAGUCUAUAUGUAGUGGUGAAUGGUGAUAUAACAUCUUCUAAAGGAAUUUACACAAGGACGG
Molecule: messenger RNA, 5082 nt
Organism: Cuscuta epithymum
Lineage: Eukaryota; Viridiplantae; Streptophyta; Magnoliopsida; Solanales; Convolvulaceae
Source: the annotation of a GenBank genome assembly